Molecule: messenger RNA, 567 nt
Organism: Penicillium nucicola
Lineage: Eukaryota; Fungi; Ascomycota; Eurotiomycetes; Eurotiales; Aspergillaceae
Product: RING finger protein
Exons: 3
Coding region: 1-567 (188 amino acids)
Biological process (GO): protein ubiquitination
Molecular function (GO): zinc ion binding; ubiquitin protein ligase activity
Source: RefSeq, a predicted model, not a curated record
AUGGAGGAAUCAAUGCCCCGCGGGGAGAUCAUCGGGGUUGUGAUUGGGGGUGUAGUGAUAUUUGCCCUGAUCAGCAUGAUUCCGUUAGCCAUCAUCUGGUGUCGCCGACGGGUCAAUCGCGAGGCUUCAUUGAAUCGCAACGAGUGGAGGCUCGGGAAUCAACAGACCCAACAACUGCCCCUGCAGGAUGUCUUGGGCCAUCCAGUCUCGGUGGAUCGAUGGCUGGAAGAACAGAAUGUGCCCACCAAUAUCCAGCAAUAUGGCCAAGACACUUGCUCUAUUUGCCUCUGUGCAUUGUCACUUUCGUCGCCGAUCUAUCCGACCUCUCCACAUCCAGCCAUUCUAGCCCGGGGUCGACGCCCUAACUCCCCAAUUGAGGUCGAGGAUCCCCAUGCACGCGCGGCCCUGGACCCUGGCCACGAGCCCAUCGUGUUGAAUCGAUGCAAGCAUGCAUUCCACCUGGCAUGUCUAAGAUCUUGGUUUGAGUAUCGUCGGUACAAGUGCCCGAUUUGCCAAGCUUCGUAUUCGCCCGAGGAGGAGGCAAGCGGAUCAAGACCCUCAUCUUGA